This is a messenger RNA of Cebus imitator (Panamanian white-faced capuchin), 3946 nucleotides long. RefSeq names its product storkhead box 1 (gene STOX1). The coding region runs from base 824 to 3616 and encodes 930 amino acids. Lineage: Eukaryota; Metazoa; Chordata; Mammalia; Primates; Cebidae. Gene Ontology annotation, cellular component: nucleus; cytoplasm. The record is from RefSeq and is a predicted model, not a curated record. The transcript is spliced from 4 exons. Gene Ontology annotation, molecular function: DNA-binding transcription activator activity, RNA polymerase II-specific; RNA polymerase II transcription regulatory region sequence-specific DNA binding. Gene Ontology annotation, biological process: positive regulation of transcription by RNA polymerase II.
AGUUAGGAUUAGUUAAGAAAUCUGUCCAUGUGCCUAACUGAUGCCCUACAGGAGAAACUUGAAGUCCUAGUAAUAACAUGGAACAAGGGCUGAUCAAGUUAAUAUCCUUAAUUUGGGAAGAAAAUUUUAAAAGUGCUAAUAUCAGUAGAAGAACUGACGUGUGUCAAAUCUUAUUCCAGUUAUUUUCAGAUUGUUUUCCUGCAGUAACCUCUGAGCCAGAUACUAUUAUUCAUCUUGAACAGUUGAGGUCACUAAUUAAUACUCAAAGAGGGCACAUUGACAGUAAGUGGAAGUAGAGAAUGUGAGCCCAGGCCUACCUGACCAAUUCCACAGUUCCUACGUUUAUCCUGUGAUGCCUUAGUGGCCCAAGGCCCCACAAGGAACAGUCUGGCUCUUCUUCCUCGUGAUGGUCCUGGCCCAGGCAGCCCCAGACUUCUGGGAAUAGCUUUGAGGCUUGGGCCCCAGGAAUACUGAGCCCUAGUCCUUCCAAUUACAGCCUCAUGUUAGGUUAAGAUUGCCUCCAACUACUGCCCUUCUAUGACAGUCAAAGCCCAUUGAGGGCAAGAGCUGUGUCCUGUUUGCUGUUGUAACCUUUGUAACUGGUAUAUAGUAGAUAAAUAUAUGCUGGAUAAGGAAUAACUGAGGGACUGUGCUGUUAUAAUAUCAAUGUGCUGUGAGUGCCUAAUGCUAAACCAUGGUAGCCACUAAUUAAAUGUUUAUUAAACAGUAUAUAUGAAGAAGGAGAAUAUAUUUCUAGCUAAUGGGAUCAGAGAACUAUUCAUCGUGAUAGAGUCACUCAGCAUUUGAGUCAGUCUUCAAUGACAUGGAGGAUUUUGAAACACUGAGGUAUGGGGAAGAGUGCUGUAGGUGGAGGAGACAGGGACAAAGGGACAGGAUGUGGGGAGGUACCGACUAUUCAGGGAGAGGCCAACCUGAAUGGAGGGAAGUCACAGCUGAAGGUGAUGUCUUUCCAGUGCAAAUGAAUCCAAUAACUCAAUCUCAGUUUGUACCUUUGGGUGAAGUUCUUUGCUGUGCUAUAUCUGAUAUGAAUACAGCUCAGAUUGAGGUAACACAGGAAUCACUUUUGGAGCAUUUGAUGAAACAUUACCCAGGUAUUGCAAUUCCAUCUCAAGAUAUUCUCUACACCACUCUGGGAAUGCUGAUUAAAGAAAGGAAGAUUUAUCACACUGGAGAAGGAUACUUCAUAGUUACUCCUCAGACUUACUUCAUUACAAAUACAACCACCCAGGAAAAUAAGAAAGUCCUGCCGUCAGGUGAAAGUCGCCCAGUGCCAGCUUCCAUGACAUAUCUGGUGAGCAUGGAGAGCUGCGCAGAGUCAACCCAAGGGAAUGCUGCCCCCAUAUCCCACUGUCAGUCUUGCCAGUGUUUCCGGGACGUGCACACUCAGGAUGUUCAGGAACCACCAGUUGCUGCAGAAGUGACUAGGAAUAGUCACAGAGGUCUUGGGGAAUCUGUACCUUGGGUACAGAAUGGGGCAGUUUCAGUGUCUGAGGAGCACCACAUGUGUGGGAGCUCCAAACCUUUACCAUACACAAGAGAAAAAGAAAAAGGCAAGAAGUUUGGUUUUAGUCUCUUAUGGCGCAGCAUAUCUAGAAAGGAGAAGCCCAAAACAGAACACAGAAGUUUCUCUGCUCAGUUCCCACCCGAAGAAUGGCCUGUACGAGAUGAAGAUGACUUGGACAAUAUCCCUCGAGAUGUUGAACACGAGAUAAUCAAACGAAUUAACCCCAUUUUGACUGUUGACAAUUUAAUCAAACACACUGUCCUAAUGCAAAAAUACGAAUUACAGAAAAAAUAUAAUAGCCAGGGCACUUCCACUGACGUGCUGACAACUGGGCAUAAAUAUCCUUCAAAAGAGAGGGUUAAGAAAAGGCAGAGUCUGUCUGCAAAACCUCGAGGGCGGGGCCAUUCUCGAAGGGAUAGACACAAAGCCAGGAAUCAGGGAAGUGAACUUCAGCCAGGAAGCAUUAGACUGGAGAAACACCACAAGCUCCCUGUUACACAGCCCGCCCCCAGAAUUAAAAGCCCUGAUGAAAUGGUAGGUCAGAAACCACUUAGUGAGAUUACAACAGUGCUAGGUUCCCAUUUGAUUUACAAAAAGCAAAUCAGCAAUCCUUUUCAGGGUUUGUCUCACCGAGGAAGCACAAUAUGCAAAGGGUACAAAAUUCCGAAGACCAGUGAUCUGAAACCCAGCCAGACUGGACCAAAGGAAAAGUCUUUCCAAAGGCCUAGGUCCUUGGAUUCCUCAAGAAUCUUUGAUGGUAAAGCUAAACAGCCAUAUGCUGAACAGCCUAAUGAUAAACUGGAAGCAGAAUCCAUUUACAUAAAUGACCCUACUGUCAAACCCAUCAAUCAUGACUUCAGAGGUCACCUCUUAGAUCACCCUCAACAUGCCAUCUUGCAAAAUGAUGGUACAUGCUGUCCCUUUACAGAAAGCAUGUUGAGAUAUGAUGGGUACGGUGGAGAAAAUGAGGUAAAUCCUGAAGUCUUGAGGGAAAGUCAUUCCCACUUUGACAAAUUAGGGGAAACCAAAGAGACUCUGCAUAGCCUGCCAUCACAAGGUGCCUUCUCUUCAGACCGAACACCCUCUGCUUGUAGAUUAGUGGAUAACACCAUACACCAGUUUCAAAAUCUUGGCCUUUUGGAUUACCCAGUUGGCGUGAACCCUUUAAGACAACCUGAGAGAAAUGACAGAGACUCAGAAGAAUUAUUGAGAAAAGGAUUUGUCCAGGAUGCAGAGACUAUGAGCCUAGAAAAUGAAGGGCUUUCUGAUGAUGGCCAGGCCGUGUAUCAGAAUGAAGUGGAAGAUGAUGAUGGUGCCUGUAGUUCAUUAUAUCUAGAGGAUGACGACAUUUCUGAGAAUGAUGACUUAUGUCAAAUGCUGCCUGGCCACAUUCAGUAUUCCUUCACAGGUGGAAGCCAGGGAAAUUUAGGAAAACAAAAAGUGACUGAGAGAUCACUGACCGAGUACAACAGCACAACGGAGAGGGUGGAGCCUCAAGUGCUUAAAAGAAACGAAUGCUACAAACCCACUGGGCUGCAUGCUACCACAGAUGAAAGCCAAAAACCUAACUUCUCUACUGAAAGUUGUGGCCUAAAUUCAGGGGCCCAGUUUGGUUUUAACUACAAUGAAGAAUCCAGUGUUGCUAAAUGUGUACAGGCCUCAGCACCUGUUGAUGAAAGAAUCUUUGAUUACUAUAGCGCAAGAAAAGCCAGUUCUGAAGCUGAAGUCGCACAAGACUCUAUUGGUGACACAGGAAAGAAGCCAGCUAGCUGGAGUCAGAGUCCUCAGAAUCAGGAAAUGAGAAAACAUUUCCCACAAAAGUUCCAACUUUUCAACACUUUGUAUAUGCCAGUGUUGGCUCAGGAUAGCCAACAUGAACACAAUCACUUGGAAGGGACAGAAAAUCACAGCAUGGCAGGAGACAGUGGAAUAGAUUCUCCACAGACACAGAGUCUGGCAUCUAAUAAUUCAGUCAUUUUGGAUGGACUAAAAAGAAGACAGAAUUUUCUGCAAAACUUUGAAGGCACAAAGAGUAGUCAACCACUCACAUCUAAUUCCUUACUACAACUAACUCCAGUCAUAAAUGUUUGAUUUUCUUUUGGAAGCAUUUUUUUUUUUUUGUGAAAAGGUACGGCAUUACUACAGAAUCUUUCAAUCAUAUAAGAAUUGAGUAUAUAAGCAUUGUCUAAAGGCAAGCAUAUCUAUGCUAUUAACUACAUCAUGUAUUUUGUUUUAUUUACUGGCUUUUUUUCCUUUUUUUGGCAUCUAAAGUCUUUUUGAAGCUUAUUUUACUGUGAAUUUAUUGGGAGUAUGUAGACUAUUUUCAAUUAAAAAGUGAAAUUAUUGGUCCCCUUCCAAGUAAGUUGUAAUUAACUUGCAUUUUUGUACAUUAGUUUCUCAAAUACAUAGAAUGCCAAUUUA